GCCCAGCUGUUCCCUCCACAGAUUCUCCAGAGCUAGUUCAUCACCUCCGAAUACUCCUGUGACAGGAGGCGCUUGCAAAACCCGCCUCCAGCCCCUAGCAGCAAUAAAUAGAAGGCUCCCAGCCCAGAAGCGAGGAGAAGUUUCUAGGGUUUAUUAAGCUCCUGGCUCCACUCUAGACCUCAGCGGCUCUGGCUGCGAGCCUGGGCAGCCUGGGAAGACAGUGGCUGGCUGAUCUCUGGUGAGGUGGUGUGGAGGGGGCCCCUCUGAGAUUCUGCUGGACCGGCCGGGGGUCACCUUUGGUGGCUGAAGUGUCUUUGGGGGCUGGGACCGCAGCCUGGCGCGUGCCUUCGUCCUUGGCAGUGGAUGGUUUGGCAUUUUCUGAAGCCGAAGAACAAGCUUGGAAGGCUAGCCCAGCCGCAUCGCCUUGCUGAGUGACCUUGGGCAGGUGGCUCCCUCUCUCUGAGCCUCCAGUUUCCCCUCUAGCUCAGCAGCUGCCAUGGCCGAUGGUCAGAUGCCCUUUCCCUGCCACUACCCCAGCCGCCUGCGCCGAGACCCUUUCCGAGACUCGUCCCUCUCCUCCCGCCUGCUGGAUGAUGGCUUUGGCAUGGACCCCUUCCCCGACGACUUGACUGCUUCUUGGCCCGACUGGGCCCUGCCUCGACUCUCCUCGGCCUGGCCAGGGUCCCUGAGGUCGGGCACGGUGCCCCGCGUGCCCACCGCCACCAGCCGGUUUGGGGUACCUGCCGAGGGCAGGAGCCCCCCACCCUUCCCUGGGGAGCCCUGGAAAGUGUGCGUCAACGUGCACAGCUUCAAGCCGGAGGAGCUGAUGGUGAAGACCAAGGACGGCUACGUGGAGGUGUCUGGCAAACACGAGGAGAAGCAGCAAGAAGGUGGCAUCGUGUCCAAGAACUUCACCAAGAAAAUCCAACUUCCUGCAGAGGUGGAUCCUGCGACAGUAUUUGCCUCGCUUUCCCCAGAGGGCCUACUGAUCAUCGAAGCUCCCCAGGUCCCCCCUUACUCACCAUUUGGAGAGAGCAGUUUCAACAACGAGCUUCCCCAAGACAGCCAGGAAGUCACCUGUACUUGAGACCUUAGUCUUGGCCUAUCCUGUUCCCUCCCCAACCCCAGGGCUUCUCUGAUUCCAGGGUACAUUAUAUAUUACUUUAGCUGAACUCAUAGAUUUAGUGUGACUAAAAGGUUGGGGUCGAGGUGAAUUGACCAGUCUCUGGAUAGUGUAGUACUACUAGGUUUUUCCACAAGAGGGCGCAAUUGGCAAGUCAUGCUCGGUUGCGUUAGGCCAAAAUGCUGGGAGUUUUUCUUUCUUUACCUUUUCUAUCUUUAUUGAAAUGUUGCACAUUCUGUAGUUGCAAAACAAAUAAAAGGGGACAUAACAUUUCACAUUGAAUCUUAUCUUGCAGUGAAUGCAAGGGUUGCUUUUCUCUGGGGACCUCGCAUCACCCAGAUUCCUAUUCUAGGCUCCCAAUGUCCAUGUCUGCACCAUGGUUGGUUGAUGGAACCCUUUAGCUCACCUCUGCAGCCCUGGCCUACAAAGGGUGAUAGACAGGUCUUAUAUCCCCAAAUGAGAAUUAUUCAAUAGCCACAUAAAAACAAAUAGUGCCUUCUGCCUUCCACCUCGGCAUUUACAGCACAUUCUCAAGCUGCUACUCCCCAGGACUCUGGACACCCCCUCAGUUUAUCCUCUGGCUAAAGUCCCCCCUUUCUUUUGUCUCCUAUGUCCACGUCUGGAUUUUUACAGAGGGGGCUGUCUCCGGACAGCUCCACCAGGAACCAAGCAAAGGCCAAACAGCCUGGCUGGCAGGAUAGUGGUAUUAUAUAUGUGGGUGGGACAUGUGUGUCAUUGUUUUUUGAAUUGUGCUGUUGUUUAGGGGGAAAUAAUAGUAAACAAUAAUAAUAAUAAUAAAUAAUAAUAAUAAUAAUA
Messenger RNA from Pteropus alecto (black flying fox), 1939 nucleotides. It is a transcript of the gene HSPB8, whose product is annotated as heat shock protein family B (small) member 8. The record is from RefSeq and is a predicted model, not a curated record. The transcript is spliced from 3 exons. Gene Ontology annotation, biological process: cellular response to unfolded protein. Gene Ontology annotation, molecular function: protein homodimerization activity. Gene Ontology annotation, cellular component: protein folding chaperone complex; cytoplasm; nucleus. NCBI's taxonomy places the organism in Eukaryota, Metazoa, Chordata, Mammalia, Chiroptera, Pteropodidae. Bases 497 to 1087 code for a protein of 196 amino acids.